AUGGCCGAUUUCAACGUCGAGGAGGUCCUCAAGAAGCUCACGCUCGCAGACAAGGUCGCUCUGCUUGCAGGUGUCGACUUUUGGCACACCAAGGCCCUUCCCGACCAUGGAGUUCCCUCCAUUCGUGUCUCAGAUGGCCCCAAUGGCGUGAGAGGAACCAAGUUCUUCAACGGCAUCCCCGCAGCAUGCUUCCCCUGUGGCACUGGUCUUGGUGCUACUUUUAACCAGGAGCUGCUCGAGGAGGCAGGAAAGAAGAUGGGUGAGGAAGCCAUCGGAAAGAGCGCACAUGUCAUUCUAGGCCCAACCAUUAACAUGCAACGCUCUCCUCUCGGCGGACGUGGCUUCGAGUCCAUUGGCGAAGACCCCUUCCUCGCUGGUCUUGGAGCUGCUGCCAUCGUCAGGGGUAUCCAGAGCACAGGUGUUCAGGCUACUGUCAAGCACUUUGUCUGCAACGACCAAGAACACAAGCGCAUGAACGUUCAGGCCAUCGUCACGGAGCGCGCCCUCCGCGAGAUCUAUGCCCUUCCCUUCCAGCUUACCGUGCGAGACGCCAAGCCCGGCGCCUUCAUGACGGCCUACAACGGCGUCAACGGAGUCUCGUGCAGUGAGAACCCCAAGCUGCUCAACGACCUCCUCCGAAAGGAAUGGGGCUGGGAGGGUCUUGUCAUGAGCGAUUGGUGGGGAACUUAUAGCGCCUCUGAUGCCGCCAAAGCUGGUCUGGACCUUGAGAUGCCUGGCCCUACUCGCUGGCGAGGUGAUGUCCUCAACUUUGCCGCUGCCACUGAGAAGGUCUGGGGACAUGUCAUUGACGAGCGUGCCCGACAAGUGCUCAAGUUUGUUAAGAAGUGCGCCGCCUCUGGUAUCCCUGAGAAUGGACCAGAGAAGACGCUUAACACCCCCGAGACAGCGGCUCUUCUGCGCAAGAUCGGAAACGAGAGCAUCGUCCUUCUCAAGAACGAGAAGAAUGUUCUUCCCCUCGCAAAGGACAAGAAGACACUCGUCAUUGGCCCCAACGCCAAGGUCGCAACGUACCAUGGUGGUGGCUCUGCCUCGCUCGCUGCCUACUACGCCGUCGCCCCUUACGAUGGCAUCACUGAGAAGCUCGGCAGCGCUCCAGCCUACACCGUCGGCGCAUACACUCACAAGCUGUUGCCCCUUCUUGGAGACCAGACCAAGGGUCCCGAUGGCAAGUCUGGCAUGAGCUGGAAGGUGUUCAACCAGCCUCCCAGCGUGCCUGCUCGUGAGCCUGUCCAAGAACUCUGGCUGACCAAGACGGAGAUGCACCUCGUCGACUUUUACAGCGACAAGGUCGAGGAUCUUUGGUACGCCGACCUCGAGGGCACGCUCCAGGUUGAGGAGGACGCAACCUAUGAGUUUGGCCUCAUCGUAUCCGGAACCGCAAAGCUCUAUGUCAACGGCGACCUUGUCGUCGACAACGCUACCAAGCAGUACCCCGGCGAAGCGUUCUUCGGUACCGCUACCCGCGAGGAGCUCGGCCGCAUGGACCUUAAGAAGGGCGAGAAGUAUCAAGUCAAGGUCGAGUUCGCCUCGGCGCCUAGCUUUACCCUCAAGUUCGACAACCCCGUUGCUGGUCACGGUUCCCUGCGCGUGGGUGCCUGCAAAGUAAUUGACGCCCAGAAGGAGAUUGAGCACUCCGUUGCUCUCGCCAAGGAGCACGAUCAGGUCAUCAUCUGCGGUGGUCUGAACGCGGACUGGGAGACUGAGGGCUCGGACCGCGCGAGCAUGAAGCUCCCUGGCGUUCUGGACGAGCUCAUUACCGCCGUCUCAGCUGCGAAUCCCAACACCGCUGUUGUCAUGCAGACGGGAACCCCUGAGGAGAUGCCCUGGCUUGAUGAUGUUCCUGCUGUGAUCCAGGCCUGGUACGGCGGUAACGAGACGGGUAACUCGAUUGCUGAUAUCCUCUUUGGAGACGCCAACCCCUCUGGCAAGCUGUCCCUCAGCUUCCCCAAGCGUCUGACCGAUGUCCCAGCCUUCCUCAACUUCCGCACCGAGGCAGGCCGGACGCUCUACGGCGAGGACAUCUACCUGGGAUACCGAUACUACGAGUUUGCCGACCGCGAGGUCAACUUCCCCUUCGGCCACGGUCUCUCCUACACAACCUUUGCCUUCUCAGACCUCGCCGUCUCUUCCUCCGAGGGCAAGCUCACCGCAAACUUCAAGGUCCGCAACACAGGCUCCAUCCGCGGCGCCGAAGUCGCGCAGCUGUACGUGAAGCCGCUGCAGGCGGCCAAGGUGAACCGACCCGUCAAGGAGCUCAAGGGCUUCGCCAAGGUUGAGCUUGACGCGGGCGCUGAGCAGGCGGUGACCAUCUCUGAGCUUGAGAAGUACGCGGCCGCUUACUUUGACGAGGAGAGGGACCAGUGGUGCGUCGAGGCUGGCGAGUACGAGGUUAUCAUCAGUGACAGCAGCGUCGUUGGUGACAAGGCGCUCAAGGGGACAUUCAAGGUUGACGAGACCUACUGGUGGUCUGGCAUAUGA
Messenger RNA from Fusarium keratoplasticum, 2499 nucleotides. Its product is annotated as Beta-glucosidase. The record is from RefSeq and is a predicted model, not a curated record. The transcript has 2 exons. Gene Ontology annotation, biological process: glucan catabolic process. Lineage: Eukaryota; Fungi; Ascomycota; Sordariomycetes; Hypocreales; Nectriaceae. Bases 1 to 2499 code for a protein of 832 amino acids. Gene Ontology annotation, molecular function: beta-glucosidase activity.